AUGCUCUCGCUGAAGGAGCAAAAGACGUUCGAGAAGGGGCUAUGGCAGAAGACGAAAAAGGCGGGAGGCGACAUCAUCCUAUACGACCACCACCUCGUUGUGUACAAGCACUCGCUCGACCUGAUCCUGUACUUCAUCGCCGGCUCGACGGAGAACGAGAUAAUGCUCUAUUCCGCGCUCACCUCGCUAACGGACGCGCUGACGAUGCUCCUGCGGAACUCACUCGAGAAGCGCGGGGUGCUGGAGAACCUCGACCUGGUGCUGCUUUGCCUGGAUGAGACGAUUGACGACGGGAUCAUCGUCGACACCGACGCCGCUGCCAUCGCCUCCCGGGUGAGCCGACCACGGCCAGACACGACGGAGAUCGUCAUCAACGAACAGACCAUCAUGAACGCGUACCAGACAGUGAAGGAGAAGAUGCAGCAAAGAAUAGGGCAGCUAUGA
Messenger RNA from Cyclocybe aegerita, 444 nucleotides. NCBI's taxonomy places the organism in Eukaryota, Fungi, Basidiomycota, Agaricomycetes, Agaricales, Hemipholiotaceae. The record is from the annotation of a GenBank genome assembly.